AUGUCAGAUCUUGCAUCACAGCUCGAUGCAAUUGAGAAGAUUUCGACUCAUGCACAGAAAAUCGAUGAGUACAAGAAGUUGGCUGAAAAACUAUUUGCAAAUCCGUGCAUGGAUUCCUUGCAUUUCUUUUUGUCACGAAUGGCUGAGGACCCACCGCCUUCGGGAGAGGCUGUUCCGACCAUGAUCUCCCGUCAGGUUCUCCAGGACUUUGUGAAUUUCGUGUUUACGUGCAAUACGUUGACUCCGGCGCAGAAGAAAGAGCUUGGGAAUCUGUGUUUGGCAAAACUGAAAGCUAGAUUAUCUUCCUUUGAGGAACAAUUCAGCAUGGCCAGUGAACACAUGGCCGAUAUUCUGCAGGGUGAGGAAGACUGGAAGGGUGCGGCAGACGUGCUCUCUCAGAUCCCGCUCACAUCGAGCCAGAGAAACAUAUCCGAUGAGUAUAAGGCAAAGAUGUAUGUUCGCAUCGCCAUGUUGUACCUGGAGGACGACAAUGAGAUUUCUGCGGAAGCCUUCGUCCACCGCUCUCACAACAUCAUCGGCAAACCGGAUUUCACGAACUUGCAAGUCAAGUUCCAGCAUCAGGCUUGCCGUGCCAGGAUCUACGAUGCGAAGCGCAAGUUUCUGGAUGCGGCGAGGCAUUACUACGAGCUGUCUCAGGUUGGAAAGGCCACGGUCCUUGCAGUGAUGGGCGAGGAAGCAGCAAAACUUUCAAACAUUGACGAGAUGAUAGAAACACAGAACUUAGAUGCGCUGAACAAGGCUGCGAUCUGUGUUGUCCUUGCUCCUGCUGGCCCUGAUCGCUCUCGAACGCUGGCGAUGCUGUACAAGGAUGAGAGGACAUCCAAGGUCAAGACCUUCAACAUGCUGCAGAAGAUCUACCUUGAACGCGUUGUCCGUGCGCCUGAGAUCGAAGAGUUCCAGAAAGAGUUGAGACCGCACCAGAUGGCUGAAACCUCAGACGGCUUCACAGUGCUGCAGAAGGCGAUGAUUGAGCAUAACUUGUUUGCAGCUGCAAAGAUGUACAAGAAUAUCACGUUCAAAGAACUUGGAUUCUUCCUGCAUGUUGACCCUGACAAGGCCGAGAAGAUAGCUCGAGACAUGAUUCUGGAGGAUCGCAUUGGAGGCAACAUCGACCAGAUAGACGGAAUGAUAUACUUCGAGCAUGGUUCCGACGCGAUCAAGAAUUGGGAUAGCGAGAUCGCUGGAGCUUGCAUGGCCGUCAACGAAAUCACGCAGUACAUUGCAGAUCAUCAUCCUGAUUUCGUCUUACCCGUUGAGUAG
Molecule: messenger RNA, 1281 nt
Organism: Guillardia theta CCMP2712
Lineage: Eukaryota; Cryptophyceae; Pyrenomonadales; Geminigeraceae
Exons: 1
Coding region: 1-1281 (426 amino acids)
Cellular component (GO): COP9 signalosome; cytosol
Source: RefSeq, a predicted model, not a curated record